AAGACAACGAAUAGAUCGAAGUCGCACCUCCGCAAGGACAAGGUGUUAAACGUAGAAAGAGAUUCUCGUACUCGGACAUUUUUGCGCGUUGUUUCCGUGGCUGUUCUUCUCCGUUCUCGCUGGUAAGAUCUUCAAUUGCCUCUGAUAUUGUCGAGGUUAGGUCUGACCAGAUCCGCGGAAGGAGGAAUCGAAUCUCUCUGAAUUCGGCUAUUGCCGCUUUUGUCUCUGAUUGAAUUGAUUGCCAUAUCUGGAUUAAGGAGUCUUGUUUGUGGCCUUUUUCGUCUGGUUUUCUUUAUUGUAUUUGUAACUGUUUUUCGUAGAUCUAGGGUUUUCCGUUUGAGGAAUUUGAGUUGAUUUGUGCUUUGUGUUUGAUUGGGGAUUUCGUUCCUAUCGUUCUUUUUUUAGUCUGAAUUUAUUAAUUGAGAAGGGUUGUGGUUGUUGUUAUUGAUUGAUAUGGCGGCAGCCCGGGUUGAUGUCUUUAGGAGAAGUGAUGUUGGGAGAUUGAAUCCGGGUCAGUGUCAUGCUCUUCCAGAUGAGAAUGGAUAUAAUUUUCCAUCUAGCAGGCACCGCUUGGCUUCCCAGAAGAACAAUCGGUGUGAAUUGGAUCGGAGACGAUGUGAGUUAGAUGUGUCUUUGAAGGAAGGUAGAACAUGGGCUUUGAAUGAUGGGGAUAAACAGCCCCCUCAGAAGAAGAGGAAGUCUUCUCAUAUUGAAGGUGACAUAAAAGAGAAGCAACAAUUUCAGGAUGUUCAGCUGGAACAAGUUUUAGCAGGGGAAGUUGUUCAAGCGCCUAACUUACUCACAUCACGUUGGGCAUCUGAUAGCGAUGAUGAAGAUGUGGUCCAAAGCGAGAAAAAGUGUAGGAGUUCAAGUCUCGAAAGUGGCGAAUUUAAAAUUGAGGACUUGGAAGGGGACUGCGUGGUCUCAAACCGUUCUAAUGAACGAAGCAUCAGUGGCUUGUCUACUUGUGAAGAUAUGGAAUUUAAGGCUGACUAUGAUUCUGUUAUGGAGUUUGAUAGCAUGGAUAAGGAGGAUGUUGCUGAUGAGUCAAAGUCAGAUGCUGAAGAGUCAACAGGAAGAUGUUGCAGAAGUGUUUUUGAUUAUGAAAGGCUGAACAAAAUUAGCGAAGGUAUUUAUGGUAUUGUUUACAGAGCUAGGGAUAAGAAGACCGGAGAAAUUGUGGCCCUUAAGAAGGUAAAGAUUCUAAAUCAAAGAGAUGCCGAGGAAUAUGGUUUCCCUUUGACAUCGUUAAGGGAAAUUAACAUUCUUGCAUCUUUCAACCACCCUUCAAUUGUAAAAGUUAAAGAAGUUGUCGUAGAUGACCAUGGUAAUGUUUACAUUGUUAUGGAGUACAUGGAACAUGACUUUAAGGGGCUCAUGGAGUCCAUGAAACAGCCUUUUAGCACAAGUGAUGUGAAAUGCUUGAUGUUACAGUUAUUGGAGGGUGUCAAAUAUCUUCACAAUAAUUGGGUGCUCCAUAGGGAUUUAAAAACAUCAAAUCUUCUCUUGAACAACCAAGGUGACCUGAAAAUAUGUGACUUUGGUAUGGCACGGCAGUAUGGAAGCCCUCUAAAGCCAUACACCACCAACGUGGUUACUCAGUGGUAUAGAGCACCCGAACUUCUACUUGGGGCAAAGACGUAUUCAACAGCAAUUGACAUGUGGUCUGUGGGGUGUAUAAUGGCUGAGCUUUUAGCUAAGGAACCCUUGUUCAGAGGGAGAAGCGAAAUCGAUCAGAUAAAAAAGAUAUUUGAUAUGCUUGGUACUCCCAAUGAGAAGAUUUGGCCUGGGUUUUCUGAAUUACCAGGAGCCAAGGCCAAUUAUUCCAGGCAAAAGCAUAAUUUGUUACGUAAAAAGUUCCCUGUAGCAUCUUUUACAGGGUCUGCGGUUCUUUCUGAUACUGGAUUGGACCUGCUAAACCGGCUUCUUUCCUACAAUCCCGAGAAGAGGAUAACAGCGGAUGAUGCUCUCAACCAUGCUUGGUUCCAUGAGUGUCCUCUCCCAAAGUCAAAAGAGUUCUUACCUACAUUUCCACCCAAAGUGUAAUUUGAACAGGUAUUUGGCUUCAUUCGGGAAGAUGAUGACACUUGAGAAAAUGCAUUUGGGAUCCAAUUUUAGGUUGCAGUUAUGGCUGUUUAUGUUUUCUGGAAUGACUCUGAGGUGCAUACUAGGAACUAUGAAGGAUCUGGAUCAAAUAUUCAUGGUAGAGUGUUGUUACUUUUCAUCCAUUGACUGUGUUACGGGACUGGUGCAUAAGACCCAUUUGUAUUGGCAGAUGAUUCACACUAUAGGUGCCACAGUUGAUGUUUUGCAGGCAAUCUAUUGUGAAGAACUGAUUUCAUCAUCCUUUGCCAGGCACAUAGAUGAUUUUAUCAUUCUGUGAGGAUUUGUGAUUGUCCUUAGCUGCAAUUCUAUACAAAGGUCCAACUAUUUCAUAUUACCUUUCUCUUGAAACUCUCCUUUCUCGAUGUCCAUAUUGUAACUGAUGCAACUUCUGUAAAAAAUAUAUUUUGAACUACAUUUGGAAAUUAUUGCUCACAUAAUUGUUUUCUUCAAUGUUCACAUUCCGUGCAAGAGUCCACUGAUGUCAGGAAGCAGAGAGCCUUGGUCUUUUUCUACUCAAGGGAGUAAGUUUACUACUAAGUUUCCAGCAAUUAUUCGAUCAUCAGGGAAAUCUGGAGGCUGUGAAAACAAUUUGUUCCCCAGGUUGGUGUCUACCUCAGUACUUCUUUGUUCAUAAUUGUUUAUUACUCUGUCUCCAAAAGCGUGCACCUUGCCAUGUGAAAAUGGCAUAAAGAUUAAAAGUGAUAAGAGAAUUAUAUAAAUGUUCUUGUCUACCUUUUUUGAUCUAUUAAGGUCAUACUCUCUGCGAGGUUUAUUUCCUUUCGUGUUCUCCCAAAAUAAGUUUCACUAUCUUAA
Cuscuta campestris is the source of this 2919-nucleotide messenger RNA. NCBI's taxonomy places the organism in Eukaryota, Viridiplantae, Streptophyta, Magnoliopsida, Solanales, Convolvulaceae. The record is from the annotation of a GenBank genome assembly.